AUGAAUACAAACAUUAAAAUUAUAUUGUGGAAUUGUAGAGGAGCUGCGGGGAAGGACUUUUUCAGAUAUAGCAAAUAUUAUACUGAUGUGUACAAACCUGAAAUUUUUGUAUGCAUGGAAACUAGGUGCGAUCCAAAGAAUCUUCAUAAUCCUUUGAAGAAGUUGGCCUUCUGCCAUUUCUUUUCAGUGGACAAUGUGGGGUAUGCGGGUGGUAUUAUAGUGGCAUGUAAAGAUGAGAAGUUUAAAGUGACCUUGUGUUCAAAUGAUGAGCAGUGGAUACACUUAAGAAUUGUUAACGAAGAUGGGGUUAAUUGGAAGCUCACUGCGGUGUAUGCUAGCCCGUAUGAGCAGAAGAGAAAACUGAUGUGGGAUGCCUUGAAGAUAAUAGCUAGCACUGACAUAUCUCCGUGGAUUGUUGCUGGCGAUUUCAAUGAUAUAGCAUCUGCUAAUGAGAAGAGAGGAGGUAGUCAGGUGUUGAGUAGAAAAUGCAAUAUUUUCCGUAGUAACAUGGAGGAAUGCAACCUUCAUGAUUUGGGAUCUAGUGGACCUAAAUUUACUUGGAGGGGGGAAUAUAUCGUGGAGGCCAAAGGAUUUUUGAACGGCUGGAUAGGGCACUUGGAAAUUAAGCCUGGAGAUUGUUGUUCCCUAAUGGUCAUGUCAAGGUGCUGA
Messenger RNA from Vicia villosa (hairy vetch), 669 nucleotides. RefSeq lists its product as uncharacterized. Gene Ontology annotation, molecular function: catalytic activity. The transcript has a single exon. Lineage: Eukaryota; Viridiplantae; Streptophyta; Magnoliopsida; Fabales; Fabaceae. The record is from RefSeq and is a predicted model, not a curated record. Bases 1 to 669 code for a protein of 222 amino acids.